CUUGUAGCUGUAAAAAAACAGUAAAGAACUUUAGGAAACCUCAAAUACCAAGCAAAGCAUAUAGAUCAGAUAUCAUCAGACUGGAGGGACAGGACAGAAUCAUUUUGCAGUACUUGUCCCAAAAUGGAAGAUGAAGGAGACUAUCCUGGUCCUGGAUCCAGCUUUGGUGGAAUCAACUUGAACGGAAGAAAUGUUGGGGCGGUGAUGGUAGCACCUAGAGAUGUAGACAUAGCGAGUCAAAGUGGUUGCAGGAUCAACAUCUACGUGAACAACAACGUUCAAGCAACGUGUGGUUCAGUUCUGCUUGGUAGCAAGGUUAAGCUAAAAGAUCCCGGUGUCCAUCUCCAUAUCGAAGAUGUUAAAAUGACCCGCGACGAUGACGGAUCUAAACAGAAGGAGAUGACGUUGGUUAAGGUUGGGUUAUGUUUGGUCUGUCUCUUUAACAUAUUUCUAAUACUCAUUCUCUUCAUCUCCUCUUGGUCUCGGAAGAAAACUGAUUCCAUAUAGAUCUCCCCAUCAACCGAUGAUCAUUGCUAAGAAGUAAGAACGAUAUCUCGUCCAUAAACGUUUCCUCGAUAACUUA
This is a messenger RNA of Capsella rubella, 583 nucleotides long. RefSeq lists its product as uncharacterized. Bases 124 to 507 code for a protein of 127 amino acids. NCBI's taxonomy places the organism in Eukaryota, Viridiplantae, Streptophyta, Magnoliopsida, Brassicales, Brassicaceae. The transcript has a single exon. The record is from RefSeq and is a predicted model, not a curated record.